ACUAGUUGCAUUUAUAGGAAUUUUGUAAUAUAAUGUUACUACCAAAAUAAUAUCAUAUGGGGGCGGAAUCGGCGGUUUCGAUCCAUUUAUGUGGGAGUGUUAAAGUUAAUCUAAAGUCGAAAUAUUUAUUAAAAAUUAUUAAAUAACGGAAAAAUAUUUAGAUAACAACAACAACAAUUUAGAUAAUAUAAAAAUCCGAAUUAUUUCGAGUUUAAUGUGAACACGUUUUAAAACUAUAAUCUCAAAAUAUACACGAUGAAACACUAAAAUUUUUUAAAUUAUUGUCACUACCUUCAAUAGUAGCAUAAUAUUUGUUUUUAAAUAUUUUAUUAUUUAAUAGAUCAUUAAUUAUUUAUCAAUAUGAGUGCGAAUUCAUUGAAUUCUGUUAUGUUAAAAAAGUGUAUCUUUUUAUUUAUAUUUAUGCUAAGUCAAGUUAACAGUGAACAAGAUCAUGUACAUACUAUACAGUAUACUAAAGAUAAUUUUUCAACAGAAAUUCAGAAAAAAAAUCAUUUUAUCAUGUUUUAUGCCCCUUGGUGCGGUCAUUGUCAGAGAUUGGAACCUACUUGGGAGCAAUUAGCUAAAAUGUCAAACGUGGAGGAUAAUAAUAUAAAAAUUGCUAAAGUAGAUUGUACUACAGAUAGUAGUUUAUGCACAGAGCAUGAUGUUACUGGUUAUCCUACAUUAAAAUUUUUUAAAGCUGGAGAAAUCAAAGGCACUAAAUUCAGAGGAACAAGAGAUUUACCAUCUUUAAUGUCCUUUCUUAGUGAUCAAUUAGGUACUUCCUUGAAGAGCGAAGAUGAGGCACCAUCACCUCCUGAAGCAGUGAAUGGUUUAUUAGAAUUAACAGAGGACACUUUUGAUAAACAUGUAUCUACUGGCUAUCAUUUUGUAAAAUUUUAUGCACCAUGGUGUACUCACUGCCAAAUAUUAGCUCCUGUUUGGGAAGAAUUAGCUAAUAGUUUACGUAAUGACAAUUAUGUUAGUAUUUCUAAAGUAGAUUGUACACAACAUCGUAGUGUGUGUGGACAAUUUGAUAUAAAAGGAUAUCCAACAUUACUUUGGAUUGAAGAUGGAAAGAAGGUGGAUAAAUAUGCUGGCCAACGUACUCAUGAAGAUCUUAAAGCUUAUGUAUCAAAAAUGCUUGAGAAAGAAAAUGACCAAGUUAACGUCAAGACUGAUAAUUUAGAUAAUACAGCUCAUGCUGUACUUAGUUUAACUAGUGAAAGCUUCAAACAUGGUAUCGAAAAAGGGAUUUCAUUUGUUAAGUUUUUCGCACCUUGGUGUGGGCAUUGUAAACGUCUAGCGCCUAUUUGGAAAGAUCUCGGGAAAAAAUUCUUAACAAACGAUAAUGUGAAUAUAGCAAAAGUAGAUUGCACUCUUGAUGUAAGUAAAGAAUUGUGCAAUGAACAAGAAGUAGAUGGUUUUCCAACUCUAUAUUUAUACCGUGAUGGACUUAAAGUAUCUGAAUAUAAUGGUGCUCGAAAUUUAGAUGAAAUUUACGAAUUUAUAAUGAAUUAUAUACAACAUGAUGAUCAGCAUGACGAAUUGUGAUUAUAUAUUUCUCUUGUAACUUAAUUAGUUAAAGCAAUAUCAUUAACUUAAACUGAUUUUAUAUAUAAAUAUAUAAUAUUUAAUGUAAUUAUACAUAAAUAUACGAAGUA
This is a messenger RNA of Frieseomelitta varia, 1664 nucleotides long. RefSeq names its product thioredoxin domain-containing protein 5 homolog (gene prtp). The transcript is spliced from 5 exons. The coding region runs from base 361 to 1554 and encodes 397 amino acids. Gene Ontology annotation, molecular function: protein disulfide isomerase activity. Gene Ontology annotation, cellular component: endoplasmic reticulum. The record is from RefSeq and is a predicted model, not a curated record. Gene Ontology annotation, biological process: protein folding. Lineage: Eukaryota; Metazoa; Arthropoda; Insecta; Hymenoptera; Apidae.